UUCGGCGUCACUUGAACAGCGCAGCUUCCUUUGCUAACCAGAGAGAGCAGCAGAGGCUAACAGCUAACACCAUGGCGUCCACUGAGAUAGCAAGGCAAGCGGGUGAAGGUGCACGUGCUGUCCCUCUGGCAGGACAUGUCGGCUUUGACAGCAUGCCUGACCAGCUGGUCAACAAGUCUGUCAAUCAUGGAUUCUGCUUCAACAUCCUCUGUGUUGGCGAGACGGGUCUGGGGAAGUCCACCCUCAUGGACACAUUGUUCAACACCAAGUUUGAGGGCGAGCCCACCCAGCACAACCAACCAGGAGUCACGCUCAAGUCCAACACCUAUGAGCUCCAGGAGAGCAACGUGCGCCUCAAACUCACCGUCGUAAACACCGUCGGCUUCGGAGACCAGAUCAACAAAGAAGACAGCUACAAGUCUAUCGUGGAGUUCAUUGAUGCCCAGUUUGAAGCAUAUCUACAGGAGGAGCUGAAAAUCAAGCGCACGCUACACAGCUACCACGACACCCGCAUACACGCAUGCCUGUAUUUCAUCGCUCCCACAGGACACUCGCUCAAAUCCCUGGACUUGGUGACGAUGAAGAAACUUGAUAGCAAGGUCAACAUCAUCCCAAUUAUUGCCAAGUCGGACGCCAUCUCCAAGAGCGAGCUGGCCAAGUUCAAAAUCAAAAUCACCAGUGAGCUGGUCAGCAACGGAGUGCAAAUUUACCAGUUCCCCACUGAUGACGAGUCAGUGGCAGAGAUCAACUCCACUAUGAACAGCCAUUUGCCAUUUGCCGUGGUGGGGAGCACAGAGGAAGUGAAGAUUGGGAACAAGAUGGUGAAGGCUCGGCAGUACCCCUGGGGAACGGUGCAGGUGGAAAAUGAGAAUCACUGUGACUUCGUCAAGCUGCGAGAAAUGCUGAUCAGAGUGAACAUGGAGGACCUGCGAGAGCAAACUCACACGCGCCAUUACGAGCUUUACCGCCGCUGCAAACUGGAGGAGAUGGGCUUUAAAGACACAGACCCAGACAGCAAGCCCUUCAGUCUUCAGGAGACAUACGAAGCUAAGAGGAACGAGUUCAUGGGCGAGCUGCAGAAGAAAGAAGAAGAAAUGAGGCAAAUGUUUGUCCAAAGAGUCAAAGAGAAGGAGGCCGAGCUCAAAGAAGCAGAGAAAGAGCUGCACGAGAAGUUUGACCGUCUGAAGAAACUCCACCAGGACGAGAAAAAGAAGCUGGAGGACAAGAGGAAGUCCCUGGACGACGAGCUCAACAUGUUCAAACAGAAAAAGACUGCUGCAGAGCUCUUGCUGAACCAAGCCCAGCAGGCAGGGGGCUCCACCACACUCAAGAGGGACAAAGAGAGGAAAAACUGAUGUGACGCCGUGCCUGUUAAAAAAGGAAGAAGACACUUGCACUGAGAAGGUUCUUGUUGCUUUAUUAUUUUUCCUCCCUGUUAAUAUAUUUUCUUCACAGCAACACACUUCUUCUCUGUAUGAGCUCUGCCUGGAAAGUUCCUCUUCCAAAAGGGGACGCUGUGCAACUUAAGUUUGUCUGUGGGUCACUGAUUAAAACUGACUAGAGAGUUCUUACACUUCAGGUGUUAAAGGGAUAGUUCAGAUUGUUCUGAAGUGGUAUUGUAUGAGAUACUUAAAGAUGUACUGCUGUGGAUGAGGCAGCAGCAAAACUUAUUUUGGCUGUGUAAGUUUACAUUUACGCAAUAUUUAGAAUAUUCUUACCACUGUACUAUGCUGCCUGACAGCCCUCUCUGAUGGUAAACUGAGUCUAUUAUCUUAGUUCUCUUUAAAGCCACCAGACUCCCUUGAUAAAAACAGAAAUCUUACCUCGCAGAUUACAGGAGUUUCUGGUCUACCACUGUUAUUGUGUGAUUUUGAUGAAUUCAACCUAACUCUUUAAACCUCCAAAGUCUCACAAUAACACAAACAAACUAAAUAAAUCAAGGUAGCAGGAGACCAGCAACUCCUGUGUUCUGCAAGUUAAAAUGUGAAAGAAGUCUGUUAGCUUUGAAGAGCGCAUAAUGUCUUCAGUUCCCCAGUUGAAAGGGUUGUCUGGCAAGGUAGAGUGGUAAAAAUAUUCAAAAUAUAGCGUAAACUUAUAUUGACUUUGUUUGUCUGGCUAAAAUAUGUUUUGCUGCUGCUCCCAUCCGCAGCAGUACGUUAAUCAACUUCUUUGUUGGUACUCUUGCCUGAUUCUCCAAACUGGGAGCCUUCUAAAGGCUAUCUACUGUAAUACACUGACUCUAAGUACCUCAUACAACCAUACUUUAAAAACAAACAAAAAAAAAAACAUUUAAGAGUUCUUGUACUUUAAGUGUCAACACGGAUUAUCUGUCAGUGUUUUUUCAGUUCCCAGACGACCAAUUAUGGAUUACUGCUUGUUGUGUACAUGUGAAUCUGUCCUGUGAGUGCAUGUGUCACCUAUGUUGCCUCCAUAAUGUUUUCCAGUUAACUCCUCCCACAAUUGCUGCAUGCUGCAUGGGGCAUCUUUUCUGGUAAGACACCACCAACAAUCUUACAAUACAACUCUGGAAAAUAUAAACGAGGUAUCAGACUUUUCACUUCUGACAUGAACACAAGUAAAUCAUUACUCAAAUUAGACUUGGAGAAAAAAAAGAAGGUCAAAUGUCGUCAAAAUGGCAUCUUGGAUUUAGUGUUUGGAGAUUUAAUCCAUCCUGCAGAUGCUCACUUUUUUUUCUUCCCAUCAUUGACUGUGACACCCUGCCGCUGGCCUAAAUAUAGAGCAGGCUGUUCACACAUCUACCUUUCUGCUUCUCCACAGUAGGAUUUAACCACAAUCAAAUGAACCUUCAAACGCUGUUAAAACUACCAUAUAAAUUCACAUGCAUUUAAUUUGCUUUAAAAGGCAUUUAAAUGUGAUAAAUGAGCCCAGUAAUUCCGAUGUUUGAGUGUUGCAGGCCCACAGUAUAUCACUGGUAACAUCUGUGUCGAUCAUAUCCUUGAGCUGGCAGUGUUUACCGUCCUGGUGCCAGCUUCUAAAUCAGCCAGUUUAUUAGCUCCCCGCACACCCAUUUGAUAUACUUCCCCAUCUGCCUCCCUAAAUCCACAACAGUCUCUUUUUUGUGGCUCUCCAACGUCCUUCCCCACCCGGCCCUGCAGUCGCACAAAGAGCCAUUCAAGGCUGAACUGAGACUAACAGGUCACACCAGAGCAGCAAACAGCCUCGGGGCCCAGCUCUGUUUGUGGAGAUGACAUGUUUUGUUGAUCUCGCAGCCAUAUGACGACCCCCUCCGCAUCCCCCUCCCUCUUGAGUGGAUACAAAAGCCAAAUCCACAGAGAGAGAUGUUGUUAAGACUCAACCGCUGGGGAGGGUAGAAGUGAACGAAGACAUCUGUCUCGCAAUCUGUAAACUCCUCAAGCAGCUCAGGACUGCUAAAAUAGAUGAAAACAAGCUGCUGUUUGAUGAGGAAGACAAUCAGAUACAUUGUUUAAAGCUCAGAGGUGGGACGAAACCUCUAAAAACUGAAAAAUACAGUUAUUUUUGACUGUACUUGCACCCUAACCUCUGUACACUCAAACCUUUUAUGUUUCCUUGAAAGCACGAUCUCCUCUAAACGCCAUCUGGUCACUAAUGUUGAUGUGAUGUCACCCAUGUGAAACAGUGUGUGUCGUGAUGAUGUUUUAACUCAAAAGAAAGCAAUAACAGCCCUUCUCUCUCAUUUCCAGCAUAGGAUUCCUGUAAAAAAAGUGCUCCCUUGUGGCCAUCCUGCUGUGAAUGAGUUUCCACCCCAUCAUCCUUUUACCAUGCCCCUUCCCCACCCUCACCCUCACCCAACCCCCUAUAAUUCAACCCUCCACAUGCCCCACCCUGCUCUCUGGAAGACGCUGGGCAUUGCUAUCAGUUUGACAUCACUUGUUUUUGCUGAAUGAUGCUUGUAUGUUAUAUGGUUUUUACAAGCAGUUAUUCGGCUUGUUUUUUUAUACGAAUUUACAAAAAAAUGCAUUCCAUGUUUGUUUUAUAUGAAGUGAUUAAUUGCAUGAUGGAGUGAGCUUUUAAAAAAAAAAUAUUAACAGACAUGACUACUGUUGUGAUGGGCAGAAUUGUAUUGAGGGUAAAGUGAAACAUGCAUCAGACGAUGGGAGCUGAGUAUUUACAGUAUUUGUGGUCAAACAUCUGCUGUAGAUUACAGAAACUAAAGAAUUAAACCAGCUGAGAUUUGAUGAAAGAAUGGAUUAAGUUAAUGUUGAUCCAACUUCAGAUUAAAGGACAGCAAACAGCUUAGUGAUUCUCAAUUUUCAAAUCUUUAAAAACUGCAUGUAACAGCUGUCUCGGAAAUAACUACUUAUCCUCACAUUGUGAACAACAAUCACCAACAUACUUGUUAGGAUUUAGUCACUGUCGGUACAGCUGCAAAGAUUAAUAUAUUAGUUCUUGAUAGGACUAGCCAAUAUAUUAAUAUUACAUUGAUAUUGUGAUAUGAGACUAAAUAUCUAUGGCAUGUGUCGACUUUUCCUUGUUUUUAAAGCUGCACUACAUUAAAAUGGUGUUAUUUUCUGGAUUCACUGUUAAUUAUAAUCUAUAAUUUGGUUUUAGGUAGGGCUUAUUUUAGUAGCAAAUACAUUGUUUCCUCUUGCAGCUUCACAAUAAAAGUCACCCCAUGUUUCACUAGGUGAAGCAGCAGCAAGGGAAAGUUGAAGUCGUUUAAAAAAAGCUCUGAUCCGGCUGUAAGAUUGUGAGCAGUAAACUGUAAGGCUGAUAUCAAUUAAAUAAAAUACUAAAAAACAUGCAUGCACCUUUCCCGGUAAUCCACCAUAUGUGUGAGGGCAAAAUUAAUCCACCUUGGAAUCGGUGGAACCUGCCACUAACAUUGAAAACUAUAAUGUAAAAACAUCGAAUGACUGCUGCAGGAAAAAAUGCAGAGCAUGAAUAACAUCAAAAAGUGGAUUUGAUUUCACGAAAAACAUAAAACGUUCCACGGACUUUCAGGUCAGCCAUAUAGACUUUAGAGUUACAAUAAGAAUAGAUUCUGAGAUUUAACAUGUUUUGGUAUUUCUGUCCUUCGGCUGAUGGUGUUUCACUUUAACCAGAUGCAUGAGUAGUUGUGAGCCUAAUCUCUUUGCCACUUCUCCCAUACCUCAUUCAUUGUCAUGUGUUAUGUGCAUACUUGUAUUAGCUUUCACAUUUGCACUUUUUUAUUCACAAAUGUGAUGUUUUUUAAAAAGUAUAUAUAAUAAUGUUGUCAGUGCAAUUGUAACUUUCCUUUUUAUUUUGCUUACUAUGAAGGCACAAUUUAAUGUUUGUAUUAGUGUUACACAUAAAAUUUAUAUUACCUUUAAAAAAAAAAAACAUAAAUAAAGGCCAAUUUUUCACCAAAUA
Centropristis striata (black sea bass) is the source of this 5334-nucleotide messenger RNA. It is a transcript of the gene septin6, whose product is annotated as septin 6. Bases 72 to 1355 code for a protein of 427 amino acids. Gene Ontology annotation, biological process: cytoskeleton-dependent cytokinesis; cilium assembly. NCBI's taxonomy places the organism in Eukaryota, Metazoa, Chordata, Actinopteri, Perciformes, Serranidae. The record is from RefSeq and is a predicted model, not a curated record. Gene Ontology annotation, cellular component: cell division site; septin ring; microtubule cytoskeleton. Gene Ontology annotation, molecular function: GTP binding; GTPase activity; molecular adaptor activity. The transcript is spliced from 10 exons.